Molecule: messenger RNA, 579 nt
Organism: Didymosphaeria variabile
Lineage: Eukaryota; Fungi; Ascomycota; Dothideomycetes; Pleosporales; Didymosphaeriaceae
Exons: 2
Coding region: 1-579 (192 amino acids)
Source: RefSeq, a predicted model, not a curated record
AUGACUGAGUCGCAUUACUUCACCAGCCGCCACGUGCCAGCUAUAGUUGCCUCUUACGGAGCGUCAGCCAUUCUCUGUUAUGGUGCUAUCGAUGUACCGCUCGCACAACCCCGUUCUCUGAUCUUCGGUCACUUCUUCAGCGGUCUCGUGGGGGUCAUCAUCAAGGUCAUUUUCAACUACCAGUUUCCGGAAGAUGGCGAUGGAUUCCCACGUCUCAUGUGGCUUGCAGCAAGUCUGGCGACGUCGAUCGCUCUUGUUGUCAUGCAUCUGACCAAGACGACUCAUCCACCCGCCGGAGCUACUGCACUUUUACCUUGCGUCGACCGUACCAUUCACGCUUUAGGAUGGUACUUCCUCCCCGUGCUGCUGCUCUCCUCGGCAUUGGUCCUCGUAACCGCUCUCCUUGUCAACAACAUCCAACGACAGUAUCCGAAGUUUUGGAUUGCACCAAUCCCUCCUGCGCCGCCCGUACUACCCAAGGAUCAACAAAGCAGCACCCCGGAUGUGGAGAAGGCAGCGUUUGGAGAAACGCCGAAUCCGCCGUCAAACGGACCGCGCGAUGCAACGAGCACGCAAUGA